Molecule: messenger RNA, 1452 nt
Organism: Rangifer tarandus platyrhynchus (Svalbard reindeer)
Lineage: Eukaryota; Metazoa; Chordata; Mammalia; Artiodactyla; Cervidae
Source: the annotation of a GenBank genome assembly
AUGGUCUGUGAGUCGAGUGUCUGCUCUCCACCGCCAAGGAGAGCCUGCGUGUGGCUGCUCUGUCCUCCGUGGGAGCUUGGCGGACACCGCCAUGGCCUGUUCUGUGUGGGGGAAGUAACCAGGGUCUGGAGGACAGGGAACCAUGCCCAGGCUUCUGGGGCCUUGUCAGCCCACCCCUGUGCCCAGAAGCUCUGUGGCAUCAGCCUUCAUGAACUUGGUCGGCUGCAGCAAGAGGUCUCGGGGCUCCGAGAGGAGUUCAGGAGGCAGGAGGCCCUCUGGGCAGCCACGCACCGUGAGCUCCGGGCCCAGAUGGACGCGCUGGUGAAGCAGAACCUGGAGCUGUGGGCUGGGCCUCUGGCCUCGGAGAGGCGGCGCCUGGAGGCCAAGCGGAGCGCGGCAGGCUCGGUGCACGUGAGAAGAUGCUCAGACACUCAGGUGUCAGAGUCUACUGUCGGAAAAAUGUCCCCUCUGCCAGCUGAUGCAGGGAUAACGCUGAAACAGGCUGGCCGAAGUCACAGUGCAGCGCUCCUAGGACUGCCGUCAGGGAAGCCAAUAAGCAGAGAGACAGAGAAAACUGACUCAGGAAAACCAAUACCAUGUGAAGAUGGCGAUAAAGCUCUUUCCAGAAAUCUUCAAGACAGACAUGCAAAGCCUCCUGGGAGGGAACAAGCCUCUGAAGAAAGGCCAGCCCUGUCUGAGGAUGCAAAGGUGUUCCAACGAUCACCCCAAAGUCUGCAGAAAUGGAGCGGCAGGAGGUCCCCAGCACCAGCUGCUCUUGCAGUCGCCCCCCAGGACCACCGAGCCAAGGACGACCCGGACACACGCUCCUCGCCCUCCGGGAGGGACGCAGACAGGCCCCGCGCCCGGACCCCGACGGAUGAGCCCACGUGUCCCUCGCCAGGCAUCUGCGAGGAGCCACAGGUGGGUGGGGCACUCAGGGACACCUGUAAAAUGGACACUUUCUCAAAAGGCACCGAGGAGGAUGUGCGUGCUGAGAAGAAGGCCGCCGCCCCACGGCGUUCUAACCGGGACGUGUGGGAGAGUCCACCAGACACCAGACUGACACAUUCUGCCGGGGCUCGGACAGCACAUACGGCACAUCGCCGGCCUCUGGAAGUCGGGCGCGUUCCCAACAAGCAGACAGAAAAAGUCUGCUCUGACGGCUCAAAGGAAAUCAUGUUUCCAGAUGGGACGGUGUGGCGACUGAAUGAUGGACGCGAGGAGACUGUAUUCCCGGAUGGGACCAUUGUGAGUGUGGAGAGGAAUGGUGACAAGACCAUUGUGCUCAGCAACGGUCAGCGGGAGAUCCACACGGCCCAGUUCAAGAGGAGGGAGUACCCUGAUGGCACCACCAAGACUGUGUACCGUGACGGCCACCAGGAGACCAAGGACGUGUGUGGGAGGGUCAAGGUCAGGGAUGAGGCUGGAAACAUCAUACUGGACAGGAAGUAG